Molecule: messenger RNA, 3014 nt
Organism: Parasteatoda tepidariorum (common house spider)
Lineage: Eukaryota; Metazoa; Arthropoda; Arachnida; Araneae; Theridiidae
Biological process (GO): regulation of transcription by RNA polymerase II
Cellular component (GO): nucleus
Molecular function (GO): DNA-binding transcription activator activity, RNA polymerase II-specific; RNA polymerase II cis-regulatory region sequence-specific DNA binding
Source: RefSeq, a predicted model, not a curated record
AAGGAAAACUGCAGUUUUGUGAUGCUUUAUAGUAUAUUGGAAGAUCUUUACGUCAUUUAUUCGAUUUUAAUUAAUCUCACUUUAUUCAGCAGCUAAUUUUUUUAAUUCUGAAACAUCUUUAAAAAACAAGAAACAAAGUUUAAAAAAAGGGGAAUAAUGUAUUUAAAAAAUAAAUUCCAUUCUCAAAAUGAAUAAAAACAAGAAAAUUAUUACUACUAAAUAAAUAAAAUGUAUAUAGAAUGAACGAAUUAUCAGCAAAUAUAAUUUUCAUAAUAAAUUACAAGCUUAUAACUAAAAAGAAAGCUAUCGGUUUUUAAAGCGUUCCCCAUAUCAGUUCUUCAGAAGGACAGAGAGAGAAAAAGAUUUUCAAAAGGGAGCAAGACCUCCCACCGAGAAGAUUAGUGAACUUGGGGGUGGAAGUUGCCUUCCUCCCUUACUCAAAGGUAGAAAGUGACUUGUGUUUCAAAGGCAAUAUUACAAAAAGUAAUAAAGAUUAAAAAAAUUAACCUACAUUUUCGUGGAUAGGAAAGAUUGAAAAAAUUAUUAGUAUUUUUUUUUAAUUGAUCACUCCGAUUCUUGAACAAGAAAAAUCGAUUCAAAGUAUGACAAGCCCGCCAUAGACUUUACAUGUUAAAAGCAGAAUUGAGGAGUCUGCUUGGUGCAACACUUUUCUCCCGGCAACCACGAUUGUGGACCCGACUUUCUGAUCAUUUGAGCGCGCCCCUUGUUUUUGUUCGCCAUGUGUAGGGUUAACGUCAUAGAAUGUCGGCUACCAAGACAGUUCCCAUUUCAUUACACUCCUAAAGUGGAGCAUACUCCAACGCUCAAAGCUUUUUAGUUCGUAUAACGUUAAAAAAGACAGUCGUUUUAAGCGUUUUCAGAACGUAAAUACUCAUCCCCGUUUGUAGUGAACAUCCAUUUUUUGUCUGUUGAAAACAUAUAGUUUCUCUUUUUGUUUCAACCUAUUUGUCUUGUUCUCUUGACACUUAAAUAAGCACUGGGUAAAAAUAAUGAAUUUAAGAAGUUUUUAGUCAUUAGUUUUUUUAUAUUCAUUAGGAAUUAUGGAAGCUAUUCUUAAUACAGACUUUAAUAAUAUACAGAUUGCGAGUAGUAUUCUUGAAGCAACAAAUACUGAUUCAUUUGAAACAGUAACCAUAUAUCCAGAUUUAGAUACUCUUGUUUCAAUAGCAAAAUGUGCCAAAAACGAAAAACACCCUGUCAUACAUACUUUUGACAGUGAAAAAGAACAAUCUGUUUUACAAAAUGAAAUUGAAACUAUCUAUCCUGAUUUAAAUAAUUAUGACUCCGAAAGUAAAAUUUUACCUACUAAGGAGGGAUCCAGCAGUUUAAAUGACAAAUUCAAAUGUCAUAUUUGUUCUUGUACUUUUGCGAAUGAGUUAAAAUAUAAAAUUCAUUUAAUCAAACAUCAACAAUCUGUCCAUGUUGAUUGCAAUUACUGUGGUAAAAAGAUUGCUUAUAAUCGUUUUGUUUAUCAUGUUAUGGUACAUACUGGUGAAAAACCUCAUAUCUGCAGCAUUUGUGGAAGAGGAUUUCGUUUGAAACGAGAUCUACGACAACACACAUUUACGCACACGGGUGAAAGACCCUACCCAUGUGAUAUUUGUGGUAAGAAAUUUGCUGAUACAAGUUCUAGAAGGAAGCACUUUCAAAUUCAUACGGGAGAGAAGCCAUAUAGUUGUGAAAUCUGUCAACGAUCUUUUACACAAAUAUCUCAUUUAAGGGAACAUCAAGUAACUCAUACAAAAGAAAAGUCACACUCUUGUGAACUUUGUAUGAAAAAGUUUACCACCAAAAGUAGUAUGCAAAGGCAUAUGUUAACACAUAACAAUACAUGUGAGGUUUGCAAUUGCACCUUUACUACAAAUAACAAAUUACAGAAGCACAGGGAACUGCACAAUACUGAAAGGCCUUUUUCAUGUCCCAUUUGCCUUAGGAGAUUCCGUAAAAGAACUGAUAUAAAUACUCAUAUGUUGAUUCAUUCAGAUGAGAAAAAUGUUAUUUGUAAAAUUUGCAACGAGGCAUUUAAAAGUUAUCGAUAUCUUAGAGUUCAUUAUGCUGGUUCUCAUAAAGGAUUGGGUCCACCUUUUAGGUGUAAUAUUUGUCUAAAGGGAUUUUUUCAAGAGAAAAGCAUGAAACGGCAUUAUGCUGCCCAUUUUAGUGAUUCUAAUAAACGUGUGAAAUGUCCACUUUGUUCUAUUACUUUUUCAUGCACAGAAUCUUUAAAAAAACAUAGCAAUUUAAAGAAUUGUAGCAUUCUUAAAUGCUAUGAAUGUGAUAACCAAUUUGAAAGUAAAGAUGAUCUUGUCCAGCAUUUAAAAAUUACACAUUAUUUAUUUUCUGACAGUUUAAUAAUUCCCGACGUUGUCGAUGAUUCAAACGUCAAGAUUUCUCCUCAACAUUCAACUGAAAAAGAUGUUGAAAAAAAUAUUAACUAUUUGUCUUCAUUUGGAAAUUCUAAUAAUUUAACAGAUGAAAAGAAGCCAACUAUUAAAAAUAAUAAAAAUGAAUUGAAUUCUUUUUCUAAGAAGCGCAAAAGUGAAUCAUCUCGUAAAAGUAAAUUAUCUGCUAAAGCACGUAAAAAUAGUAAAUAUGUACCGACAAUUGUUAAAGUGGAAGUCGUGUCUGAGGCAUCUAAUAGUUUUUCUGAGCAUGAUAAUGAUUCUUGUUCUUCAGAUAAAUAUUUCCUCAAUUUGAAAGCUUAAUAUAGUAAAUUGCUUUCAAUAUGAAUGAAAAUAUGCUAAGACAUUUAUGAAAUUAUAUUACUAAUUGAUGCAAAUAAUGUUCACUGAAUUGUGUUACUAAACAUUUAUCCAUUUUUUUAAAGGGGGAGGGGGAGCCUGUAAAAUAUCUGCCAAAUUAUUACUUAUCGUCAUUAUUGUUUAUAAUUUUACUUAAACAUAAUAAACUAAAUAAUAAUGAUAACAAUUCUUCAGAUAAAUGUUUAAAUUGAAUGUGUAUUGUAAUAAAUUUCUUUUAUUAAAAGAAUUAUAAAU